AUGAGGACUGCCACAGUCUGGGUUCUGGUGGCUUUGAUUUCUGUGGAGAUGAUUGCCUGCGCUCUGUCUUCCCCUAAAAAAUUACAAAAACCUGGAGCUUGUCCUGAGCCACCCCCAGAAGGAUUGGGAGUUUGUAUUGACAGAUGCAUAGACGACAAAUCAUGUCCAAAAAACCAGAAGUGCUGCAGCACAGGGUGUGGUCAUCACUGCUCGUCUCCUGUCUUUAAUACCGAUGGCAGCCCUGUGAGAGCAGCAUUUGGCAAUUAUAAGCAUGACUGA
This is a messenger RNA of Acomys russatus (golden spiny mouse), 279 nucleotides long. RefSeq names its product WAP four-disulfide core domain protein 18-like. Bases 1 to 279 code for a protein of 92 amino acids. Gene Ontology annotation, cellular component: extracellular region. Lineage: Eukaryota; Metazoa; Chordata; Mammalia; Rodentia; Muridae. The transcript is spliced from 3 exons. Gene Ontology annotation, biological process: antibacterial humoral response; innate immune response. The record is from RefSeq and is a predicted model, not a curated record. Gene Ontology annotation, molecular function: peptidase inhibitor activity.